GAAUGUCGUCAGUCAGUCACUCUGUGGAAGUAUCAAGUCCGCGACGCACAAAGUGAAAAACAAACAAAUAUUAAAAAUAUUCCAAAAAGGUUAAAGUCUUAGUUUAAGAAGUUUUUCGAAAAUGGAAAAUCUUAGAUGUCUUUUAUUUUGUGUGGUAAUAAGUUUGUCUUCAUGUGAUGCUUAUAAAAUUUUGGCCGUGUUUCCUAUGCCCAGUCCCAGUCAUGGCAUUCUUGGAGACAAUAUGGUCAAACAUCUUCUCAAUGCUGGCCACGAAGUAACUUAUGUAACGCCUUACGUUCAAAAACAGAAGAAUCAUACACACCUACAUUUAGUGGAUGUUAAUGACAUCGAAAUAUUUUUCAAAGCCGCAGGAGAUAUGCUGGAUUUCAAGCAAAUUCUUGCUGGAACAGUAGAUCUGCAUGACAUUAAAUUCAUGUUUCAACUUCUAUCGACAAUUGCUGACAUGACACUGGGCAAUCCAAAUGUUCAGAGAAUGAUGAGAGACCCACAGGAGAAGUUUGAUGUCAUUAUUCUCGAGUACAUGUUCCAUGAUUUGUUUUCCACGUUUUCAGCAGUAUUCCAGUGCCCUUAUAUCUGGUUCUCCACCAUAGAGCCACAUUGGACAAUUAUGAACCUAGUCAGUGGUCCUAUGAACCCAGCCUAUACCACCGACUACCUUCAGGCUCAAAUUCCUCCAUUCACGUUUAUGGGCAGAGUUCGGGAGCUCUGGACUCAAAUUAAAGGAUUAUAUUAUCAUAAAUUUGACUUCCAUGAUGUAGAAGAAGCUAUAUACCAAAAGCAAGUAGUCCCUAUUCUAAAGGAGCAAGGGAAACCAGUACCUGAUUAUAAUGUGCUGAAGUAUAAUGCAUCUUUACUGCUGGGCAACUCGCAAGUGGCGAUGGGUAACGCAGUGCCACUACCACCAAGCUACAAGCACAUUGGCGGGUACCACAUUGAUGAAGAAGUCAAGCCAUUACCAGACAGUUUGAACAGAGAUAUUAUUUAUGCUAUAGAAGGUGUAUUCCACACAGCGUAUUCAAUUCCUGACGGUUAUCCUGAGGCCGAGAGUAAGGAAGAGGAUAAUUUUCUUAUUAAAAUCUGUCUGACGGAUCGAUGA
Spodoptera litura is the source of this 1117-nucleotide messenger RNA. Its product is annotated as UDP-glucosyltransferase 2-like. NCBI's taxonomy places the organism in Eukaryota, Metazoa, Arthropoda, Insecta, Lepidoptera, Noctuidae. The record is from RefSeq and is a predicted model, not a curated record. Gene Ontology annotation, molecular function: UDP-glycosyltransferase activity.